AUGCACGUUGUUGUCUCUGUCAUCAAGAAACUGAAACGGUUCUGCAUGUUCUUUGGAGUUGUGGCGCGGCGCAAGAUGUUUGGGCUGGGAGCUUGGGUAGACUUCAGAAAUCUGAGGAAUACGGUUAUUCAUGGAGGGGUUUUCCAGCAUCCCUCAAGAUCAGCCCAACGUGCAGUUGAUUAUUUGAAGGAGUAUUCGAUUGCACAAGACUCUUUGCAUGUGCCUAUCCCGAAUCAUGGUCCAGUACAGCAGACAUGGCAGCCUCCACCAGAAACGUUUUUCAAGCUGAACUUCGACGGUGCUUGCUUUGAUGAGGGUGCUGCAUCAGGUUAUGGGGCAGUGAUUAGGAAUGAAAAGGGUGACGUCAUGGCUGCUUUAGCGGUUCGAGGAGGCGCUGUGCGUGACAGUGAGGAGGUGGAAGUGAUGGCGUGCCGUAAAGCGCUUGAGUUUGCCAUUGAUGCGGGCUUCACAGAGAUAGUACUGGAAGGCGAUAAUGCUGUGGUGAUGAAAAUGAUUACUCAGGCCCAACCAGACCUUUCACGUCUUGGCUUAAUCUACGAAGAUAUCUGGUGUUUGGCUGCAGGGUUCAGGUCCAUCUCUUAUAAUUGUAUUAGGCGUAGUGCUAAUGGUGUUGCUCAUUCUUUGGCUAGGUUUGCUAGAUUACUUGACAAUGAAAUUGUUUGGCUGGAGGAGGAUCCUCCACCUGCUGUGGAUGCUUUGUAUUUGGAUUCUUCUUUUCUUAAUUAA
Messenger RNA from Quercus robur (English oak), 747 nucleotides. RefSeq lists its product as uncharacterized. The transcript has 2 exons. The record is from RefSeq and is a predicted model, not a curated record. The coding region runs from base 1 to 747 and encodes 248 amino acids. Lineage: Eukaryota; Viridiplantae; Streptophyta; Magnoliopsida; Fagales; Fagaceae. Gene Ontology annotation, molecular function: nucleic acid binding; RNA-DNA hybrid ribonuclease activity.